This is a messenger RNA of Symbiodinium sp. CCMP2456, 479 nucleotides long. The record is from the annotation of a GenBank genome assembly. NCBI's taxonomy places the organism in Eukaryota, Dinophyceae, Suessiales, Symbiodiniaceae.
GCCCGGAACUGCAGCACCUCAUCUUCGUGAAGGGCCACUUGCUGCGAGGGCUUUGUCACGCAGUUCUGGGCGAGGGCUCCUGCGGGGAUCGAUGGCACGACCUUUUGCAGAACGUGGAGCCAGACGGACGAUCCGGCCGCAUUGCGAAGAGCCAGGUCCCACAGCGACGCCCCCGGCAUCCGGGUGGCCUUGGUUCGAUGGUGCCGGUGGUACGAGCGCUGUCUGAGCUGGAGGACUCGGCCAAGGAGUCGAAGGCUCCAACCCGACAGCCGCUCGCCGAGAAGCAGAUACAUGAGGUACCCGUGGAUCGGAAAGUGAAGGCCUCUGCGAAGCCGCUGCUGGUUCAGCUUCUCGCGGCCACGAGCCUUUGGCCACAGGUCUUGAAGGCCCUGCCGCCGGCACCUCCUCUGGGAGACCUGGCUGCCCCGUUCCAGCAGGCACCACGGAAGCCGGCGACCUCCGUGGGCUUCGACAUCUGA